This is a messenger RNA of Bipolaris zeicola 26-R-13, 2034 nucleotides long. RefSeq lists its product as uncharacterized. The transcript has a single exon. Gene Ontology annotation, biological process: iron ion transport; copper ion import; intracellular iron ion homeostasis. The coding region runs from base 1 to 2034 and encodes 677 amino acids. Lineage: Eukaryota; Fungi; Ascomycota; Dothideomycetes; Pleosporales; Pleosporaceae. The record is from RefSeq and is a predicted model, not a curated record. Gene Ontology annotation, cellular component: plasma membrane. Gene Ontology annotation, molecular function: ferric-chelate reductase activity.
AUGGACGUCAACAUGCUGGCUCCGCGCCAUAUCCAGAAUAUGAGCACAGCAUCGUCCAUAGAACACCAUUGGGGGUAUGCUGACCGCGCGGUUCCCUGCACUAACGUACCAGACGACUGUACCUAUCUCGACCUCGUCUACCACGCCCACGACCUCUCCAUGCUCUACAGCGGUAUCAUGUGGUCCGUCAUUGGCGGUAUCCUGGUGAUCUGGGGUGUCGGACGACACUUUGCGCGUUCGCAACCCUCGGGUGUACAGCUCCCGGCCGAAGUGGGUGAAGGAGUACCACAAAAACGCAGCGCUCUCGAACGAUUCCAAAAAGCAAUUGCAUCAUACUCGCGACAAUACCUCCUCCCAGAUGCCGCCAGGCCGAUAUUUGGCCGAGUCACUCGCACUCAGGUCUUGACCCUUACUGUCCUGACCGGUUACCUCAUCGUCUUCUCUUUCGUCGGCAUGAUCUACAACCACUGGAACACUCCUGCGAAAAAGUUUCCCGGCGUUACCAAUCCUCCUGGUCUUACCCAAACUCGUAGUACUCUCGGCCCCUGGUCUGAUCGCAUUGGCGUUUUGGCGUAUGCUCUCACGCCUUUGUCGGUUAUGCUCGCGAGCCGCGAAUCUAUUUUGUCGCUUGUCACCGGCCUGCCAUACCAAAGCUUCAACUUCCUCCAUCGCUGGCUCGGAUACAUUAUCUUCCUCCAGUCAUCCCUUCACACCAUCGCCUGGUGCAUUGUCGAGAUUCGUCUUUACCAGCCGCAGCCAUAUGUUGCCAAGACCUGGAUUGUGCAGGAAUACAUGAUUUGGGGUUUGGUUGCGAUGAUCAUCUUGACACUGCUAGUCCUGCUCUCCACACCCUGGGGAAUCAAACUCACUGGCUACGAAUUCUUCCGCAAGGCCCACUAUGUUCUGGCUAUGAUUUACAUCGGAGCAUGCUGGGGCCACUGGCAGCAGCUUAAGGUCUUCCUUUUGCCUGGAUUGAUUGUCUGGUUCAUCGAUCGUGGUAUCAGACUUGUCAGGUCGGCUCUGUUACACUACAAUUUCCUACCUUCCGGUCACAUGGGUUUCCGCUCAGCUUCCUCGACUGUAUCUCUCUUCAAGGACGAGGUCAAUGGCGAUAUUGUGCGCUUGGACUUUGACCACCCUCAAGAUGCUUGGUCUGUCGGUCAGCACUUCUACCUUACCUUCCCUGAUAGCAGCAUCUGGCAAAGUCAUCCAUUCACCCCAGUCAGUCUCCCGGUCUUUGGUGCCGAUAGUCAGAGGCACUCGUACAUUUUCCGCGCAAGGAAGGGUGAAACCAAGAAGAUUGCCCAGCUAGCCAUGAAGCGCAUCGCUCACGUCAAAGACCACGAGGAGUCACACGAAGGACUGAUGGCCGAUGCCCGCAUUUCGGUCGUCAUGACUGGCCCAUAUGGCGAGCGUACGAUGAGCAGCCUCGCCCCCAACUCCAACAUUCUCUGCAUCGCUGGUGGAACUGGCAUCGCAUACGUUAUCCCGGUUCUUCUCGAUCUCGCCUCCCAACAGCAACACCCCGAUCGUCACAUGUCCCUUGUAUGGGCCAUCCGCCGCAGAAGCGAUAUCGACUGGGUCGCACCCGAACUCGCCAUCUUGAAGCGCAAGUGUCGCAACCUGCGCACCAGCAUCCACAUCUAUGUUACGCGUGCCUCCGAGGAAGUAGACAUCCCACCACCCGCCACAUCAGAAAAGGUCGGCGAAACCGACUGCAGUAAGGAAAUCAACCCCGCCUCGAGCUCAGAUGGUUCUACCCAGGAUGCUUCUUCCGCUCUUUCUGUCCACGGUGUGUCGAAAUCGGAUCUCGGCCUGAACCACGUCCAGGCACGACCCAACCUUGACGCAAUCGUGCGCGAAUUCGUCGCUGGAACAGUACGAGGAGGAACUGAUGUCUUUGCUUCUGGUCCAGGAGGUAUGAUCAGUGACCUCAGGCGCAUCAUCGCUAGCACCAACAAAGGUGGCGAUGUGUGGAAGGGAGAUGACAGAUAUGAUGUACGGCUGACAUGCGAUGACCGGUUGGAAUGGUAA